AUGAUACUGUCACUAAGAGUUGUGGUAGCACGGUCAGGCGGUGGGAGAAGCUUCAGAUUAAGGAGAUUCUAUAGAGUUUUGGCCAUAGAGUCAUCAUGUGAUGAUAGUUGUUUAGCACUUUUGGAAAAACUGAAAGGGAAAUCACCUAUUAUCAUAGAUGAGAUGAAGAGGACGUUGAAUUCUCAAGCAACUGGAGGUAUAGUUCCUACCAAAGCCCAAGAAUUCCAUCAACAGGAAAUAGGGAAUAUGAUUUUGGAAUUUAGUGGAAGGCACGGACUACAAUCAAAUCCUCCUGACGUUAUUUGUUGUACUAGAGGUCCAGGAAUGGUAGGUUCGUUAUCUGCAAGUUUACAAAUAGCCAAAGGAUUAUCCAUUGGUUGGAACAAACCUAUGAUAGGAGUCCAUCAUAUGUUGGGCCAUGUACUUAUUUCACAAUUACCAGAAUCAGAAAGACCUAAUAUCAAACCUCCAGAGUAUCCGUUUUUAAGUUUACUUUGUAGUGGAGGCCACACCAUGUUGUUAUUGCUGAAAUCCAUAUCUGAUCAUGAAAUCAUCAUAGAGACGUCAGAUAUAGCUGUAGGGGAUUCAAUCGAUAAAUGUGCCCGAGAGUUAGGCAUUGAAGGGAACUUGUUAGGUAAAGAACUCGAAAAAUAUGUAAAUAGUAUACCUCCCGAAUUGGCGAAUGAGUUUCUGAACAUAUCCACUGAAACAAGAGAUAAUGAGUUUGAGUUCAAGUUGAAAAAACCUCUAAGAGGGCCCCAUAAUCCUGUGAUACCCGAUACUUUGACUUUUUCCUUUGCUCCAUUUUUAAGCAGCAUCCAACAUUUCAAGAGCAGCAAUGAGUUGACAGAAAGAUCCAAACAGUUUAUCGCCUAUAAGACCCAGAAACUCAUAUUCCAACAUAUCAUCGAUAGAGUCAACAUAUCUCUCUUGAAACAUGGGAUCAGAGAGGAUGGUAUCAAAGGAAAGAUAGUGAAGGGAGACAAGAAAUUUGAAGGAGUAAGAAGUCUUGUUCUUUCAGGUGGAGUUGCAUCUAACAGAAUAUUCCGGGACUUGCUCCAGGAAGAAUUAAGACUUAAUCUUUUAGGCAAUGAAGAAGACUUCCAGUUCCAUUUUCCUGAUGUUAGACUUUGCACAGAUAAUGCUGUAAUGAUCGGAGUUGCAGGAAUCGAGAUCUUGGAGACUUUACAUAAACGUACCGACUUGAAUGUUCUCCCAAUCAGGAAAUGGCCCAUGAACAAACUUUUGGAUGUCGAUGGAUGGAUAGACAUGGAGGAAUCAGAAAUCAAGAGGUUGAUGAAUAAAUAG
Molecule: messenger RNA, 1308 nt
Organism: Yamadazyma jaroonii
Lineage: Eukaryota; Fungi; Ascomycota; Pichiomycetes; Serinales; Debaryomycetaceae
Source: the annotation of a GenBank genome assembly